This is a messenger RNA of Rosa rugosa (rugosa rose), 1433 nucleotides long. RefSeq lists its product as uncharacterized. Lineage: Eukaryota; Viridiplantae; Streptophyta; Magnoliopsida; Rosales; Rosaceae. Gene Ontology annotation, molecular function: enzyme inhibitor activity. Gene Ontology annotation, biological process: negative regulation of catalytic activity. The record is from RefSeq and is a predicted model, not a curated record. The transcript has a single exon. The coding region runs from base 300 to 1196 and encodes 298 amino acids.
AAGGUGAGAGCAACUUAAACAAGACUCUUUUGCCUGGUGUUAUUACAAAUUGUCAUGAGAAAUGCAUUCUAUCUAAUGGUCGUACACCAAAUUCAGUUAGCCAAGUAUAGGAAGAAAGAACAAUGGUGGAUGAUACAAAUAUAGCCACAACUCCGCAAGUUAAGGCUGAUUUAUGAUGGAGGGCGGUUAGCAUUGCAUGAAUUACCAACCAGACGAACUCGUAAACAAUUUCUUUAGCACGCACCUUCAAUUUUUUUUUUCUUUGAUUCAUUCCACUCUGCAAACAAUACAGGAAAGAAAUGGAUCCCCUCAAUAACUAUUGUCAAAUACCUUUCAACAUUCUUUUGUUCUUCUUCGUCUUUUGCUUGAGUUCUGCAGAAGCCGCAUGCCCGCCAAAGAAUCCAUACUUGACUUAUCUAUUUCCCUCUCCAGCUCCAGACUGUCAACCAUCUGUUCCCCCAUCUACGCCAACUCCUCCGUCAGCAAUCCCAGCCUUAUCUCUACCAUCUUCAAAUCUUAAACCACGGCUCCGGCAAAUAUUUCCUUCAUCUCUUCAACCACCUGUGGCCUCCCCUCGGCCUCAAAACUCCGCUCCUACAGCCAGUUUUCCCUCACCAUCAUACUUGUCAUCGUUUUUCCCUCGUCCUUUUUCUGGUUCCACCAAAACAAGCCCACGGAGCAACCUCUUUAUGCAAUCACGCCAGCUGAGUGCAGCCUCAUCGCCAUCACCAGCAGCUGUGGAUCCAGCCGCUAAACAGCUAUGUAACAACACCAACUACACGGAUCUUUGCAUUUCAUCUAUUCUCCCUUUCCUUUCAGCACGAGGAAAGACAUCUAUAGAUGCCGUUACGAUGCUCCAGAUGGUGAUAAAGGCUUGCUCCAUACACGCCCAGAUGGCCCUGGCAGCUGCAUCAAAAUACUCCACGGAGCCGAACAAUGCCCACCGAACGACCAUGGCAAUCAUGGAGUGCAAGGAUAUGUAUAGUGAGGCGUUGGAUGGCCUUCAAACUGCAUUGGAUGCGAUUCCGGACAAAGACAUUGCCACUAUUAACACUAUGCUUAGCGGGGUAAUUAGUGAUGCACAGACAUGUGAGGAUGGUUUUGAAGGACAUAAAUCUCCACUUAGUGAUUUUGAUGAUAAACUUCAUAAGAUGGGCAGCAAUUGCCUUGCCAUUGCUUCUUUGAUAAAGUGGUGAUCAUAUUUAUCUUCUUCAGCUCCUUCCAUUUUGCUUCGUGCCACAGAGGAUAUUGAAAAGAUGUACAUGUAGGUUUUAUGUUAAGAAGGAAAUUUCGUUUGUAACUUGUUUGUAUGAAGAGAAACUUGGUUAUAGGAUUUCCUUGUAUAUACUUUUUAUUUUUUUUGGUCUGAGACUUGUAUAUACUUGUAUAUGAUUGGUUUGCUAUAAUAAUGUGGCACAAGUUGCGUUUUGUAA